AUGGCGAAACCCAAGAAACCUACACCACAGGAGCUCUACAUCGAGAGGAAGAAGCGCGAGGAGGCUGAGAAAGAGGCGAGCCUACCUCCGGGGCUCAUAAACCACGGUAACACCUGCUUUAUGAAUUCCACUCUACAAGGGCUCAUCGCAACCCAGCCAUUGCGAGAUCUCGUUUUCUUUCACCCCGUCUCUACCGCGUUGCAACCAGCCGAGGGUUCGCGUAUUCUUGCCAAGAGAUCUCCCCAACUCACAAACGGCCAUGGAUUGGGCGACUCAGACGAGCUUGACUGGUCAGAAGGGAUGCCACUAGGGGACAUCUUUACCACUGUCAUGAGAAAGGCUUGGGGCAUCCAGGAUGCAAGGCGGAGAGAGACCAUGAGCCCAAAGGAGGUGCUAACCACCAUCGGGCGUAAGUACGACCAGUACCUCGACUUCCGCCAGCAGGAUGCACACGAAUUUCUGCGGCAUAUGCUCGACGCUAUGCGCAUGGAGGAGCUCGAUAUCAUCAAGAAACGACAACCUCCCCCACCAAAGAAAAAACGCAGACGGCAUGACAAGGAAUCCGCCACCCCCUUGGCAUCUCCUGCACACCCAACUUCCGCACUACCCCCAAUACCUUCAUCAUCAUCUCAGUCAUCCCAGACCGCACCUCAACCCUCACCAGUUGCUCCGCCAGAACAAGCGCUCGAGCCACACGGCGAUGACAAGCUCGAGUCGUUCGUCGACAUGCUCUUCGGCGGACAACUCGCGAGCAUUCUCGUCUGCGAACGCUGCAAGAACGUCUCUAUCACAUACGAAGACUUCAACGACCUCAGUCUAAGCAUCAAACCCGAGGACUACGCCAAGGGCCGCAAGCGCGACCGCAUCAAGCGCAUCGCGCGCAAGCUCCGCAUCCGCCCGCCUGAGCCACACCGCCCGCGCGGCAUGUUCGGCGGGGUCGUGCAGCGCGCGUCGUCCGUGCCCGCGAGCCCCGUGCGCCGCAGCUCCGAGCUUCCAGUCGAUGAGGAGCCACCGCAGCACGAGGAUCCGCGCCGACGGAGCUUCGACCACGCUGGGGGAGAGGCGGACGAGGCGCGUGAUGUCGUGAAGGAGAUGGCAGGUGCGGCGUUACCGAGCGCGGGGCUCGGGUGUGCGAUCGCGGAGCAUGAGGAGGACGAGGACGCGGUGGAGAUCACGCAUGCGGACGCGGCGGAGGCCGAGGGGAGUGGGAACGGCCCGGAGGAGAAAGGGAAAGAUAAAAAGGACGAUGCGUGGGGGAAGAUCGCGCGGCGGAUCAGUGUGUCGAUGAAGCUCGGGGGCGCGCGGGAUAAGGACCGCGAGAAGGACAAGGAUAAGGAUAAAGACUCGCGGCCGUCCAGUCGCCAGAGCGAGCGCGGGCGCAAGUCAGACAUGAAGGACGCACUGCGCCCCAAGCGUGGCGGCGAGGCGCGUUCGCCCCGAACGGGUUCGCUCGCGCCUGGGGCCUCCACCCACGACUCUGCGUUGGACUCGGGUGAGAUCUCAGACCCUGGCCGCCCGAGAGCAUCGUCGCCCGUUCCGCCAUCCCCACGCAUCUCUUCGCCGCUGGUUCGACCAUCCAGCUCGCGACACUCCUCCACAAACCCGUUCAGCCACCAUCACCACCGACGGAAAGAAGACGCAGCGAAGGCCUACGCCGCCCCGCAUAUGUCGGACGAUGACAUGGCGUACAUCCGGCGUGUACUCGCGGAUGUGCACCCUGUAACAGGCAACCCGCUUUCCAUCCUCCAGAACGCUUUCAGCACCAGCACCAGCAAUGGUUCGGGCAUUUCGGGUACAACGACGCUUGCCACUCAGGCGCUCUGGGCGAAACUCGGCCAUCUACCGGGGAUCGAGGAAUGUCUGCGCAUGUUCACCGCGGUCGAGAUCCUCGACGGGGAGAACAUGGUCGGGUGCCACCGAUGUUGGAAGAUCGCAAACGGGCUGUACAAGCCGCGUCCGCGCGAGCACGGUGUGUCUGUAGGGUUCGACGAGGACACGGAUAGCGAGACCGAGAGUGAGAGCAGCAGCAGCUCGUCGGAGACGUCGGGGUCGGAUAAGUCGGACGCGAGUGUGGCGAAGGCGUCCGUAUCCGGUACGCACCCCGUCGUGCCAGGGCUCCACGACAUGGACGGCGGGGCGCCUGAGUCGUCGCCGGAUCUCAGCAGUGGCCGUGUUUCGCCCGCGUCGACGUCCAAAGUAUCGUCGCAUAUCACGCACUCCUCGAGCACGACAUCCAUAUCUUCCGCGCCAACGACCGUGGAAACUUCCGUAUCUCCCCCGAGGCCGACACCCCAUGCGCGGAAGGACAGCGUCGUCCCCCCAGAAACGUACGGUGGCCUGCCGAUUCCUAAGAUUUCUACGACCGAGCCCGAGGCGCCCAACUCUGCGCCGACCAGCCACACCACUUUCCAUGCCGAUCCAAGUGAAGCCGGAGAUGCCCUCACCCGUACUUGGUCUACCCCUGGCGCGGUCGGGGUCGCGGCUUCUAGCGACUCGCUCCUGACACCACGCGCUCGGCGCAUCGGGCGGACCAAAGGCGGCCGGAAAGACGGCAUCGAAGACAGCGGGGAGAGCUCGGACGACGAGUUCGACGAUUCCGAGAGCGACACGUCCGCCGCGGCCUCUGCCCGCUCGGAUGGCUCCAUCUCCCCCUCGGUCUCGCCGAGCGCGUCGCCCAACUCCUCCGUCGAGAAGCUCACGGGCGUGUCUCCAUUGGGCUCGCCGCGCGUACACACACCGCGCGGGUCGGCAGAUGCAGCGGCGAAGAUCCCGCGCUCGAAGCAAGUCGUGCUGCGCAAGAUGUACAAACGCUACCUGAUCAGCACGCCCCCACCGGUGCUCGUGAUACAUCUCAAGCGCUUCCAGCAGAGCGCGAAGGUGCACACGAUCUCGCUCUCGGGCGGGUUCAAGAAGCUGGACGACUUCGUCGCGUUCCCGGAGCAGCUCGACCUCGCGCCGUUCCUCGCGCCGAAGCGCGCGGACUUUGCGCACGACCAGGUGGAGAAGGGCAAGGGGAAGACGGAGCGCUGCAUGUACCGGCUGUAUGCGGUCAUCGUCCAUAUAGGCAACAUGUUGGGCGGCCACUACGUCGCAUACACGGCGCUGCCACAAAACACGAUCGUACCGCAACCGCCCGUUACGCCCACACCAUCCUCCACGCCCGCGCCACCGUCCCCGCCCGUAGCCGAGUCCGAGAAGCCAGCGACUCCCUCCCUAUCAUCGAACGAGUCCCGCUCGAGCCAGGCGUCAGAUCCUCCGCGCCCACAGCAGCCGCACCAGCGCCAGUGGGCCUACAUCAGCGACACGAUUGUCCGCCUCACGACGAUCGAAGAGGUCCUCAAAGCGAAGGCAUACAUCUGCAUGUACGAGCGCGUCUGAGGCUCCACCCUAUCUCUCGUAUCCUCUCCCCCUUUGCUUAGCGUAUCGCCCUCUCCAAUACCCUACCCUCAUCUCG
Messenger RNA from Trametes versicolor FP-101664 SS1, 3454 nucleotides. RefSeq names its product cysteine proteinase. Lineage: Eukaryota; Fungi; Basidiomycota; Agaricomycetes; Polyporales; Polyporaceae. The record is from RefSeq and is a predicted model, not a curated record. Gene Ontology annotation, biological process: protein deubiquitination. The coding region runs from base 1 to 3378 and encodes 1125 amino acids. The transcript is spliced from 5 exons. Gene Ontology annotation, molecular function: cysteine-type deubiquitinase activity.